Eimeria mitis is the source of this 612-nucleotide messenger RNA. RefSeq names its product esterase, putative. The record is from RefSeq and is a predicted model, not a curated record. Lineage: Eukaryota; Apicomplexa; Conoidasida; Eucoccidiorida; Eimeriidae. Bases 1 to 612 code for a protein of 203 amino acids. The transcript has a single exon.
AUGUUACUUUCUCUGUAUCUCCAUCACCUUAUUCUUAUAAACAGUGGUUGCUGGGGGGUCGAAGAGACGAUCCCAGGCAGAAAGGAGACGAUCCCCGCGGAGACGAUCCCCGGGGAGACGAUCCCCGGCAGAGAGGAGACAAGCCCAGAGGAGACAGUCCCCGGGGUCGCGGAGACGAUCCCCGGGGAGACGAUCCCAGGCAGAGGGGAGACGAUCCCAGGCAGAGAGGAGACGAUCCCAGGCAGAGAGGAGACGAUCCCAGGCAGAGCGGAGACGAUCCCAGGGGAGACGAUCCCCGGCAGAGGGGAGACAGUCAUAGGGAGAGGGGAGACAAGCCCCGGGGAGACAAUGCCCGGGGAGACGAUCCCAGAGGAGACGAUCCCAGGCAGAGAGGAGACGAUCCCCGGGGAGACGAUCCCCGGGGAGACGAUCCUAGGCAGAGAGGAGACGAUCCCCGGGGUCGAGGAGACAAGCCCAGGGGUCGAGGAGACGAUCCCAGGCAGAGAGGAGACGAUCCCCGGGGAGACAAUCCCGAUCCCCGGGGAGACGAUCCCCGGGGAGACGAUCCCCGGGGAGACAGGCAGAGAGGAGACGAUCCCCGGGAGAGGGUAG